Hemicordylus capensis (graceful crag lizard) is the source of this 9009-nucleotide messenger RNA. RefSeq names its product thyroid hormone receptor beta (gene THRB). The coding region runs from base 901 to 2010 and encodes 369 amino acids. The transcript has 11 exons. The record is from RefSeq and is a predicted model, not a curated record. NCBI's taxonomy places the organism in Eukaryota, Metazoa, Chordata, Lepidosauria, Squamata, Cordylidae. Gene Ontology annotation, molecular function: RNA polymerase II cis-regulatory region sequence-specific DNA binding; zinc ion binding; nuclear receptor activity. Gene Ontology annotation, biological process: thyroid hormone receptor signaling pathway; positive regulation of transcription by RNA polymerase II; negative regulation of transcription by RNA polymerase II.
CUGGUUCCCCGCUGCUUGGCUGCUGCUCCCCCUGCCUGCCCCGCGGUGCCCGGCGGGCUGAGCCGGACUCUGCCUUGCGUGCUGGCAUCGCAGUCCGGGCGGGCGGGCGCGGAGUUCUUGCUGCUGCCGCUGCCGCUGCCGCGGCGCCUCCGGCUCCCGGAGGGGCGCGUGAGGGGAAACCAGGUCACCCGCGCCGCCGCCGCCGAGACAGACAAACCGGCUUGGGAAGUGGCAAGUGGGGCUGGCUCAGGUGUCGGCGGCCGUCUCGGGAGGGGAAGGAGGAAGGGCUUCGGCGAGCAGCAGCAGCCUCCUUCUCCUCCUCCUCCUCCUCGCCCUUCUGGGAAGGAGCAGCUCCUCCUGCCCGGGAGAAAGCGGCGCGGCUGGGGCAACCACCCCCCUGGAUCCCGGCCGGCGGCUGCGGGCGCGCUUGCGAUGCUGAGGACAGAAGACCCGUGAUCUCUGUAUCUACACUUAGGUUUGAAACAGAUAUGGUUUCUGUCAUCCUCCUGCUGAAUCUUGUCUCUGGUUUACAGGCUCAUUCUAAGCAUGCAGCAGAUUCCAGAACUUGAGCUUUCUGAUCAAAGCAUGCUGUUGAUCCAACAUCAGAUAAAUUCACAGAGAGCUACUGUACCCCAAAUUGCUUUGCCUUCAGCAAUUAUCAGUUCAAACGGGUGAUCACUGACACCUUCCAAAGGUGACAGAUAGAACAUUGCAACGAAUGUUCCAACCUCAAGAAACAUUCAUGUUUCUGUGAAAGUCCCUGACUUUCAGUUGUUGACCACCCAGUCAACAACUGGAUGGCGAUUUUCAAGAUUGCCAAAAGAAUAACAGUACAAUAACAAGGUGAUACUGGCGAAACAGAGGAAUGAGAAUGACUACCUUUUGUUGAUUCCCAGCAGCAUGUCAGGGUACAUCCCCAGUUACUUAGACAAGGACGAGCUAUGUGUUGUGUGUGGUGACAAAGCCACUGGAUAUCACUAUCGCUGCAUCACUUGUGAAGGUUGCAAGGGUUUUUUCAGAAGAACUAUUCAGAAAAAUCUUCACCCAACCUACUCCUGUAAAUAUGAAGGAAAAUGUGUGAUAGACAAAGUCACAAGAAACCAGUGCCAGGAAUGUCGCUUCAAGAAAUGCAUCUAUGUUGGCAUGGCAACAGAUUUGGUGUUGGAUGACAGCAAGCGGCUAGCAAAAAGAAAACUCAUAGAGGAAAAUCGAGAGAAGAGACGUCGGGAAGAGUUGCAGAAAACAAUUGGGCUGAAACCUGAGCCAACGGAUGAAGAGUGGGAGCUUAUCAAAAUUGUUACUGAAGCACACGUGGCCACUAAUGCACAAGGAAGCCACUGGAAACAGAAAAGGAAAUUUCUGCCAGAAGACAUUGGACAAGCACCAAUAGUAAAUGCCCCAGAAGGCGGGAAAGUAGAUUUAGAAGCCUUCAGCCAGUUUACAAAAAUCAUCACACCAGCAAUCACAAGAGUGGUGGAUUUUGCCAAAAAGUUGCCUAUGUUCUGUGAGCUGCCAUGUGAAGACCAGAUAAUCCUUCUGAAAGGCUGUUGCAUGGAGAUCAUGUCGCUCAGAGCAGCAGUACGCUAUGACCCUGAGAGUGAGACUUUAACACUAAAUGGUGAGAUGGCGGUCACAAGGGGCCAACUGAAAAAUGGAGGUCUUGGUGUAGUAUCAGAUGCCAUUUUUGAUCUGGGCAUGUCACUGUCUUCAUUCAACCUUGAUGACACGGAAGUCGCCCUCCUUCAGGCGGUUCUGCUCAUGUCUUCAGAUCGUCCGGGUCUCGUCAGCAUUGAGAGAAUAGAAAAGUGCCAGGAGGGUUUCCUCCUGGCGUUUGAACACUACAUUAAUUACAGAAAGCACCACAUUGCACAUUUUUGGCCAAAACUGCUGAUGAAAGUGACGGACCUACGAAUGAUCGGAGCCUGCCACGCUAGCCGCUUCCUGCACAUGAAGGUGGAAUGCCCAACAGAACUCUUUCCUCCUUUGUUCUUGGAAGUUUUUGAGGACUGAAAAGACUGGAGAGGUUCUCAACAUUCUUAUAGCACUACUGGGUAUCAUUUCAUUCCAUUGCCUAGUUUGUUUUCUUUUGUCCAUUCCCAUUUUGUUCCGUGUUGUUUUUGUUUGGAGGAUUAUAUUUUUAAUAGGCACGAAUGAAUAUGUCCCUUUGAUGCGGGUACUUGUGACGAUCGCUUUUUUUAAAAAAAAGUUUUGUCCUUCAGUCCUUUUUGAUGUGAAUCCUUUGAAAGUUUGACAUUGAGAAUACAAAGCAGUUUCAUUCACCAGCACUCAGGCAGUCACAAGCUCACGUUGACCAUUGCUGCUUGGAGAGAGAUGGGGAGAUAAGCUGAAGUGGCAGGAAAAUAGAUAGAUAAUCAAAUGUUUUAUAUUUUAAACUCUGCCAUAUUUUGUACAGUAUUAACUCGCUUUCAGGACAUGUACUUUUUUGCUAAGGUACUGGGCACACUUGAGCAAGUGUUAAUGAUGCGUGCCUAACUCAAGUCAAAAGCACUUAGCUGCACCUAAUGUUCACUUGCUGAUGUCCACCAUUCCUAGUAUUUAUUUGCCACCCUUAAGAAAAUGCAUCCUCAUAAAGCCAAAAUCUUCUAUCAUUGCCAUCAUUGCCAUAAUGGCAAUAUCACUUUGAAAUCAUCAUAGGUAUCUUAGAAAUCAAAAGGUUUGUACCUUUUAAAAUCAAAUCCUUUUCCAUACCUGCUAAGUGAAGUAACAAUAAUAUGAGUUCCUUAUUUCCUUCUAUUUUCCAUUUUAUUUUUGCUAGUCUAUGCACGAGGGAAGCCUACCAGAAUAAGAAUUGAAAUCCUGAUUCUGCAUUGCUCUAAAUCUAAAAAUCAGUCUGACAUAAGGAAAGUUGCCACAUUCAUCAUCUAAGCUUUUGGCAGUCCAGUGGCUUGGGCCUCAGUCUAUUGAUUUCACAUGCAUACAGAAGCUCUGAUCUGCACACUGCAAAUCCUGUCCCAUAAGGGCUACCUCAUCAGUUUUCAUGGAGGCAACAGACCCACAGGCACAUUCCCUUGUAGUGAAGGUCUGCAUAAGGUAGUCCAUGGAUGUACAAGCUCUUUGUGGAUUUCAAGUGACUUCCAGGUUUUUGGAUUGGCAAGUGAAAAAGAACAAGACUUCCUCUGAAUACUUACACAUCUGUGAACCUGGGAUGUCAUGCAAGAGAGGUGACCCCAAAUAGAAAUUAUGAUUUUUUUAACGUACCUUUUAGUCCGGCAUCUUGGGGCCCAUUCCCACAACCACUAUGAGCAACUGUUAUUCAUUUGUGAUGACUUUCUUGCCAUACUGAACUAGAAUAUUGUGAUGAAGAAAUGGUCAUCUGAAUGCUCCAUAGAGUCCAGAGAUAAUUUUCAGUAGUGAAAUAAAUUGGGAGUUUGGCCCAUGGAAUAAUUAGAUGACAAAUUUCCAUCUCUAGUGACAAAAAAAGUAACUGUAUAUGAAAAAAUAAGCUGUAGAAAUAAGUGUGAAUCAAACCCCCUUGCAGUGCUGCUUAAUCUGGUUUCCCCCUUCUUGAUACAGUUUUAUGCAAUUUGGGCUUAGUUGUCUUUAUUUUCUCUCUCUGAAAUCAGCCCACCCCCCGCUGAUGCUCUUAAAAAGAAAGUGAGCAGCAGCAAGAAAAACCACUGUUGAAUUAUCUUAGGCAGGAGUCAUGGCAACUAGAUGCUUGGGGAUACUCUAUAGUGAUGUCCAUAAGAUGGUAAUUUUUUUCAUGGCAUACAGUUCCUGAAACGUAUAACCUCUUUGCUACAAGUCAUUCCCAGUUUAGCGUGAUGCAUCAGAAAAGACCUUCUCUUUUUCAGAACUCAGAAUAUUCUCAAAAUAUAUGUUAGGAGUCCUUCCACUCCGUAUUGUGUAUUCACUUAUCAAUAAGUAAGAAUCACCUUUUCUAAGAAUCACCCUUUCUCUGUGAUCUGUGAUCACUCUUAAUGAUCAGGAUCCAAGAAACUAGUUCCAUGUAGUCAAGAGGACCUUGCAGUUGUUUCUUGAGCAGAAACCCCCAUAGUGAAGGUCUUUUGAAAUAGAUAGGAGUUUGAGGAGCAGCAUGUAUGAUGGCAUGAAAUAUUGUCCUAGGUGGGUAGAAAUCCACAGAUUGCAUGCAAACUCCUGAAUGCACCCAAGUAGGUAUUUGGGUUCUGGUUGAAAUCAGUCACUAAAAUUCUCUAUCCUGUUGUCCUUUCUAGAAAAUACUGUACUCAGGUAGACUUUCACUGUGGACAAAAUGAGAACUAGAAAGUUCUUUUCACCCAUGCUUCAUGCCAUCAGCAAAGAAAGUAUUUUGAAUACCAAAUGGUCAUCCACUCUCAGAUAACCAUGCUUGGAAGUGUGAUUUGCCCCUUCAUGUGGAGGGCAAUGAAGCCCAUGGCUACAAUCCUACCGAGCUGGUUGAUCUUAAUGGGCCUUACUGUGCUUAGCUCUGUUACAUUGUGGCCCAUUUAUUCAGUGAGAAAAAUGCCCUGGAACAUAGGAAGCUGCCAUCUACGGAGACAGACCAUUGGUCUAUCUAGCUCAGUACUGUCUACACAGAUUGGCAGUGGCUUUCCAAAGUUUCUGGCAUGCCAGCAAAUGCCAGAACAUGCCUGUGAAUUUUUCAAACUGAAUCAAUGGGGAGGGGUACUGCCUAAACCAGGAGUGGACAAACUUGGCCCUCCUGCUAUUGCUGAACUACAACUCCUAUCAUCAACAGCCAAGGGGGUUGUAGUUCAACAACAGCUGGAGGGCCAGGUUAGCCCACCCCUGGGCUAAACAAUAUUGUAGAAAUGGAGGCGCAUGUUGAUUUGCAUGUCUCCAAUUGCCAGGACAAAAGUCCAUACUUAAUUGCAUUUGCAGCCAACAUCCAUCAUUUUACAGUGGCAUAACUAAAAAAAUAAUGCGCAAAUCUAUUUAGCACAUGAGUUUCCUCCUCAAUCAACAGUUGUACUAAAGUAAGAAAAACAAGCACCAGAACUACUUCAGUAACUUGCCACAGAGCAGCAGGGGAGGCAGCGUAAAGCUAGUGGGCUCUAUUUGCCUUGUCAAGGGUGUUCCCCAGACAAGCUUUCCCUUUCCCAGACAAGCUUCCCCAGAAAGGCUAUUUCAUGGAUGAGGUGCUCUAUGGACCUGUAUAAUUGGAGGCGAGGGGAGCUCCUUGAAGGGCCAGAUUACAGACGCAUGGUAUUUGUAUGCCUUAUGCUGUCUGUUCCCCCAGACAAGCGGAAGAAAAUGAUACUCUUUUCUGAUACUUUUGGUUUCACUCACUUCUGGUAGGAAAGACAUAUGCAAAAUAGACUUUGACUUUUCACACAUUCUUUGACCAACUUUUUCUAUGUCAUUUUAAAAAUGGUUAUCCAAAAAUAUGAUUGGAUCAACUCAGGGAACUUUCAAAAGAUGAACAAAUGUAAAGUGUGCGUUUGACCAGCAAUUUGCCCUAGCAACUAUUAUAUGUCAAAUAUCUGCCUUUCUUGAUAUUGCUGACAAACAUAUAGGAACUGGCCUUUACUAAACUGGCUUACUUCUUUAGUAAGGAAAAAAGAAGUCUGAAAGUGCUGACAUACGAUUUUUGCAAAAUGUAUGGUGUAAUUGUCUGGCUGCAGCAUUUUUAAAUUAAAUGUGAAGACUCAAAGCCCUCAAUUCAAGAUAGAUGGAGCAUGUAUCUGUGUACAUGAAACAUGCACAUUUUAAUUUUGGACAAAAAGAAACAAAACUGGCAUGAGAUCAAAUGUGAUAAGAGCGCUAGGUCUGGAUACACCUCCAGAAGGUUGCAAGCCUCUUACUAUUUUUUCAGAAGUUUUUGAAUGUCUUCAGAGCUAGUACUAUAGACAUGACUUGAAGGUAAGUGCCAAAUUAUGUGGAACAUUGGAAAUCCAUGGUUUGAUCUCCCAUCUAUUUUAAUUUGUUCUAAAAGCAGGUUUGGAAGGUGGGCAUGUUGGAUUGGAGCUGUUAUGCCAUGAAAGGGAUUUAACACUGUCACCCAUGCCAACUCACCACCCACCAACUCUUUGCUCCAUUUGGGAAUACAUACAGAUAUUUAUGUGUUUUGUUUAAAGUGACAUCUAGCAGUUCAGAGUAUAAUUUAGACUGGGAAAAUGGCAUGGGGGAAAGGGUUAUAAAACAAAAACACCCUGUUCCCCAUUGUUGUGAGCUUAACCCAAUUUGCCCCUCUCCUACUGCGGCCUUUAAAAGAAAUAAAAAGGAGAUGGAAGAACUUAUCACAGAUCUCCAAUGUUUCAUCUGGUUUAGGCCAAAGAGUCUUUAUUGGAAUCAAGGCGGUUUCAUUUCUCCAAAGUAAAGGAAUGGUCAAAAUCCAGAAGCUUCAACUCAUGCAUAAUGCUCCAGAACUUCAUAGGCCUUCCCUUCUCCUGAGCAAGGAGACAUCUCCUCCUCUUCCCUUAUACGCUAUAAGAAAUCCCCUUGUUUCAUGUGGACGAAACCAGUUCACACACAGAGUUUGGGAUGGCACUUUGCAUGGAUUGAUUUAGAACCAGGCUGCUAUUGUCCAGCAUUACAGGAUAUUAGCCACUUAAUUUGUGUUAGUUUUUAGUACUGGCUAACAAAGAACUAAGACACCUUUGAGUAAAACAUGCACAACAAAAGUGUAAUGGGUGACAUUUGGUUAGCAAAGCAUGUGAUGCUCCACAGACACUAAGCCAUUGAAAUGUGUUACCAUUCAUCAUCAGUCACAACAUAAUAGCCAUAAUUCACUUCAGAAAGGUGUGAUUUAGCAAGAUGUGAGGAUAUAAAUUCUCAGUCACUCCAGAUUUACAUUUGAAACUCCACUGACUUUCAACGAUGUCCUUUAUUAUUUACACCACAGAAGGAGAGCAGAAUUGAGAUCUACAUUAGGAUCUGAUAGUUCAGAACUGAACAUAGUAAAUCCUGCAAGAUUUGCUACAUUAUAUCUAAGAUUUGGUCAGACUAUGGGCAACCUCUUGAGCAGCAGAUAUUGGAAUGGCUGCUCACAGUGGCAAGUACUACAUCCAGUAUUUUUUGUGUGCAGGAGUGGGUACUAUGGACUGAAUACAGCAGAUAUCAGUUUUUCAAAGUACAGUGUUCGUUCUGCUUCUUGGUGAUAUUGAUAUCACACUCGGUCCUCAAUUUUUCUUUCUGCUCUUGGUGUAUUAGCAAGUGGAGUGUUCUACAUAGGAUUUUUUUUUCCUAUUGAAAAAAAAUGUCAUAUUUAAUAUUUCUCGCUCUUAAUAACAGGUAUUUAAGCUGCACUGGUUUAUGUCGCAAAUGAGUUCUGUUCUACUUUGACGAUGUACUUUUACAGUGAGAUAACAGUUUCUAAAAGCAACACUGUGCCAAAAUAUAUGUCAGAAUUAGCCAUUGGACAUUUGUGAUUCUCUUUGUGCUAAAAUAAUUGCUGCGUCGUAGGCUGGAGUAUGGAAAAAAAGAAGCAAACACAGCAGAAUCAGAGGCAAGAUUACUGUUGUUAGGAAUCUGCCUAGACAUUGCUAAUGACCACAAGAACAGCAUGUCAUUGUUAGUAAUGUAUUUUAUGCUAUGGAACUCUUUAACAUGUAGGUAUCAUUUUGACUAUUUCUAGUUGCAUGAAUCAUAAGGAAAACCAAUCAAUCUUAUGGUUUUCAGAUCUAGCCAGUGCUUGUAAGGCUAACCCUUUUCCCCCUGUUAGCAGUUAGACUCAAAACCAGGGAAAAAUCAUUCAUUAUUACUUUGUUGGAAAUCCAGUGUGGUCCAAGUGAUCAAAGUUUUAUACUGACUAGUCAGUGAAAUGUGGGGCUCUUUCCUGGCUCUGAUAAGUCCUCACUGGAUAGCCUUGGGCAAGUUACUGUCUCCAGCCUUAUAUUUCAGAAUAGUCGCCUGCCUCACAUGGUCAUUGAGAAGUUAAUGAGACAGCCAUUGUAAACACUGUGCAUUUGAACAUGCUCUGUUAGCAAGCAAAUGCUCAUUGCCUGCCUUUUUAAAACAUUGGGAACAGCAAGACCUACACGAGAAGUUCUGAUUGCUCCUGUUAUUGUAAUUUACUGCAAAUAACUAGAUUUAUCAGAUACUUCCUUUUGAUACUACGAUGAUAUAUGACCCUUAUAUAAAUUUUUAUAGAGACACAAUAUUCUAGAGUGGUAGAGAUUUAUUUUCCACAGAAAAUAUUCAAGACAAAGUGAGCACAUUUAUUUUAGAAUGAAAUAAUGUUGCUUUUUAAAUAAAAUAAAAUAAAAUCACAAUGACAAAAAAGGUUUGGCCUUGCUCACAAAGUUUUUAUUGUGUUGUAUAAAUGUUAGCAAUUGCAAGAGUGCAUUGCUUGUAUGUAUAAAUUCACAUUCAAUGAUGUCGCCUUCAGAAGCAAUAUUGUGCAGGUAAUAAGCUGUUUGUGACUGUCUAUUUGCACAGUUUACCUAACUUUACAAAGCUAACCCUUAUUUAUGCACAAGACAAUCAAAUGUAAAUCUACAUCCUGGUGUAGAUGGAAUUGAUGUAAAUUACUGAGCACAAUGUAAAACAUUAAAAGACACUUUAUUUAAUUACACAACUAAACUAGUGUUGGAUAAGAUCAUAUCAGGGCAUGAAUGAGUGAGUGGUGUAUUUCUUCCGUUCUUUGUUACUUUUUUAUUUCAAAACACCUUCAAUUUGUUUUCAUAAUUACAUUAUUUUUAAUAUGCAAAAAUAUGGGUUAUCUUGGGUUUUGGAUUUGGCUUUAAAAAAAAAAUGUUUUGGAUUCAUGCCCUGAGGUUAAGUUAGAAAUUACAUGGACUUUUUUUGAAAAGGCUGAGGAUUUGGGGAUAGAUGUUUGUUUUCCUUUGUUUUGUUCUGUUGAUUUUUUUUUCCAAACAGUGUUAAGUGAUAUGGUAGAUGGGUAAUAUUUUUUCAGCCUAAACUAUAUUAAAAUAUGUGAUCACAAAUGUUUUAAACUGUCUGAAGAGAAAAUUUGUAUAUUUGGGAAAAGAAUAUAAUUUUUAUAUAGCUUUUGUAUGCAGAUAUUAAUAUGUAAUUAUGACUAUAGUGAGCAUAGAUUACUGUGUAAGCUUGAAUUCUAAAAAGAAAAAGCUUAUAACCGAACAA